UUCCCAGUAGGCGGUGCUCUACCAGCGUUUGGGGAAGGUUAUGGUGCUAUGAUUGGCUGGUUGUCCUGUAGGCUGUGCUCUCCCAGGGUUAGUCGUCUUUGGCCCGGGCUUUUUGAAACGUCACCGGGCAUGUAUAGAGUAGACAGGAGCGGCUGGACACUCGCCGAGUUAGCGGGAUAUGGAUGAUCAGCUGGCCGAGUUAGAUGAAGGAAGUCCCGGGCCGUCAUGCUCCUCCAGCCCGGUGGCAGAUCAGGCCUCGUCCUCCUGGCUCCAGCGUACCCGGCUCAGUGUACAGAGGAGGCCGAGCCUGAGGCUGGUGAUCCGGGAGCCGCAGCCGGUGUGUGUUCUAGCAGUACAGCGCUAUGUAGGUGAGAUCGGCCGAUGCCGCUACCACUACGAUCUGACGGUGUAUGAUGGGAUCGUACAGGACACCUGGCUGCUCUCCCCGGACCUUGCACAUCUCGUACACGGCAAUCGGCUCCGCUCCGGGUCCCGGGCCACCAUCAGCCUGUGCUCGUACCGCUAUGUGGAGAAGAGGCCGGGCUCUGGCCUGGUGUGUAUAGAGGAGAUGGAGAUCGGGGGGGACAUGGAGAUCGGGCUGUCUGUGUGUGGGGAGAUCGCACCCCUGUGUGGGGGAAGGAAGCACUAUCUGCCCCUCUGGAACAAUGAGGAUCCCUAUGGGGACAUAUGGGACCGAGACAAGGACGGGGGACACCGGGGACCUGUGGACGUGUCCAAAGUAUGUUCACUACAGAGAUUGGAGCCGAGAUGGAGGUCAAAAAUGCCACUUCCUCCUCUGCUUGUACGUAUCAUGCAUAAAUCCAGACUUCGAUAUUUUGGGAAAGCUGACAAGAAGAUUGAAUAUCCUUACCAGGCCUAUUUUGAAGUUGCUGAUCACUCUGGUAUGAUGUCCAUGGUGAUGUGGAACUAUUUGUGCCUAGAAUGGUACAACACACUUCAGACUGGCAAUGUCGUCUUACUCCAGCAGUAUGCUUUGAAGAAUAGCUAUCCAAACAGGACACUCCCAACAACUGGGAAUACGCAGGUGAAGAGGCUACCUAAUCUUGAAAUAAGCUUGAAUGCCAAAGACCCCAUGUCUAAGAUUUCUGUUCUUCGGAAAGAGGAUGUAAAGACUGAAUGGAGACUGCCGGCAAUAAAAUAUCAAUUUGUCACAAGAACCGAGCUGAAUAAUUUACCUCAUAACCAAGUCUGUGAUGUGAUUGGUCUUGUGACAUAUGUGGGAAGAUGUGAACGAAAACGGAUCCGAGAUGAAGGUGAAGAUUUUUGGUUGUAUCGUUGGGUUCAUGUGAUUGAUGGAACCUCUGACCAGCCACUUCUACUUGAAAUUUUUGCAACCUCACAACCAAACAUAUUUGAGAAAAUUCAUCCCAUGACAUAUCUUGUGUGCACACAGAUGCGCGUGGUGCAUGAAUAUCCGGAGGAUACAAUUUACCACGCUUACCUUACAACCUCCAAUGAAAGUCAGGUGUUUAUAUCUAAUUAUCAUAAAGGACAGCCCUAUACAAGUGAUGAAAAAGUAAAAGAUUUCAUUAAAUGGAUGAAAACUCAGCAUGAAGCUGAUGUCAAAAGAAAAAUCACCAUUGGGGGAUAUCAUCCAUACCCACAAACGCCAGCAACAUUUGCCAAGUACUGUAGUGAUAAUAAAGUAGAAAUAAUGUUAUCCACAAUAGAUGAACUUAAGGCACAUAUUGACCGACUUCAUUACAGAGAACACAGGCGUGUUGCUAUUCAGGGUAUAAUUGCUGCUUGCAGAUUUGUUGAAAAUGAGGAACCGGAAACCUCGGCACAAUCGGAGGAAGUGCUGGCUUCCUUUGUGUCUGUGGCAUAUCAUGGAAACCCUGAACUGGACUUGGUGGAACAAUCCCCCAGCAGUGGACAGAACACGCACCAGACAGUAUUGGCCACUUCCCAUAGUAAUGUGGAAGAGGUUGUCCCUCACUGUGAAACCAAUAAUGUGAUCGUAGUAAAGAGAAGGAAGAAACAUGCAGUAGAAGAUAUCUCUGUAAUUGCAUCAAAAAGUAGUCAUAUUGUACAACACUCCACCCAUGAUGUGGAUACCAGCAUACAGGAAUCCUUGUUUUCUGAAGUAGACAAAGAAACCCAAAGCAAUGUUGUGGAGAGUGAAAAGAGUGACAGAACAUGGUCUCCUGGAAGAUCCUGGCAAAGUGCUCUCUGGUCCGAGGUCAAACACAGCCUUACAGAUCGCUUACAUUAUAGCACAGUAUUUCCGGAAAGCCUACCUCGAAUGUUUGACUACAACCACAGGGAGUUCCUCAUGCAGCAGUACAAUCUCCAUCCAGCUAAACUUGUGAAGCCGUUGUGUACCUCAAAUCUGAAAAUUCAAGAUUUCCCAAGUGCCAGUGGGCCUGGCCAUUAUGAAGUCACCAUACUGGGUAUAAAUCAUGAUCUAGCAAUAGACGUGUCUGUGCCUGUAUAUAAGAACUUCAGUCUGUUUGGCCCAAAUUGCCUUCCCAACAAUAUGCAGUGCCUUAAUCUAGAUUGGAAUGUCGAAACCCAGGAUCAUCACUGGCUGUCUCUUAAAGAUGAACUUGUGAAGUAUUCCAGUGCACAGGAUAGGCUGCAUACCAUAUGUAUCCUGGACAUUUGCCACCUGGGAGAAGGAAAAGUGGAGAUUUUCCUAAACCGAAUUUACUAUCCUGUCAGAGGGGAGUUGGCAUAACUGUAACAUUUUUGCUACCAAGUUAUUGUAAUAAACUUUGGUUUCUUGUAUUGUUUUUUUUUUUAAACAUGAAGAAAUGUGUGUGUGUGUGUGUGUGUGUAUAUAUAUUUUAUUUUUUUCAAACCUUUCUGUUUUUUAAUCAUGAGCCAUUGGCAUUAAAGACAUCAAUGUUCGAGCAUUAAGCAUCGGCUAAAUUUUCAUGUAGUUUUAAUUAUUGGUACUGCUUAUACUAUUGUAUUUUAUUUUUUCUUUCUUAGGAUGAUUUUUUUUUUAUCGUAUUCAUUUCAAUGGUAAAGUAUGGUGUCUUUUCAAUGAGCAUAUACUUGAAUUAUUAGUGCAGUGUUUACCCUGAAGUAAUUAUUUAAUUAGAAUUUUACAUGAUUGCAACUUCCAUACUUUGUUACUGUACUAUAGAGGUAAUAGAGAGUUGUAGAUUAUCCACCAGAGGGGGAGCUCUAUAUUUGACUUGGAUCUUGCUGUCCAACCCCCUGUUUACCAGCUGCUGAGAGGACGUAGGAUGCAUUUUCAAUGGGUUGAACUACUCUGAGACUUGCACCUUGAGCAGGUGCUCUGUAGAAAAACCACUGUGCAGCAAUGCAAAAUGGUAAGCAUAGUAUGUAAUGAGCAAGUAUGAUUGCCUUGUGUACAAAUAAUUAAUAGCUAUGUUUAGGGAACAGGUGUUUUAAAAAUCUUAACACCAUUUGAUGAUUACAUCCAAGGUGUUCAUAUUUAUAUAGUUUACAUAUUCAAAAAAUACAUUGAAAGGACUAUGCAUUCCCAUUUUAAUAGUUAUUUUUAGCAUUUAAAAAUUAUUUAUUGAAAUAACUUUUGUGUAAAGUUGGUUUUUCAGUGAUGGCACAUUCUCUUUUCUCUGAUGACCAAAGUUGAAAUCAAAUAUUUUUAAAAAAAUUGCUGUUACAGUUAAACUAUUUUUAAAAUACGUUUUUAAUUGUUCCUCUGAAUUUUGCACCUUUUUUAUGCUUUUUGUUGUAUGCAGUGCAUACAAGAGCAUUUUUAGUGUAUAUUCGUAUUUAAUAUUACAUUAUUUUUUCAGCUUGCUUUUGUGUGUAUUUAUUUCCCUUUAUGAAAGGCUGUAUUAGGGGCAAGUUACUAAUUGCCUAUUCAGUGCAAAGUUGUGAUAGUUUCUAGUUGUGCUUGGGUUAGAGGUGUACCUUGUAAUUUAUGAA
This is a messenger RNA of Rana temporaria (common frog), 3888 nucleotides long. RefSeq names its product RPA1 related single stranded DNA binding protein, X-linked (gene RADX). Gene Ontology annotation, biological process: regulation of DNA repair. Gene Ontology annotation, molecular function: single-stranded DNA binding. Lineage: Eukaryota; Metazoa; Chordata; Amphibia; Anura; Ranidae. Gene Ontology annotation, cellular component: replication fork. The record is from RefSeq and is a predicted model, not a curated record.